GCUCGGCGGUGGACUAGCGAGCCUGGGUGGAGGCGCUCGGCGCUCCGCUGGCCGGGAGCGGGGCAGCGGCGGGCGCCAUGCGGGCACCGCGGCCCUGUGGUGUUUGCGGGGCGGCCGGGGCGGCCAAGUACCGCUGCCCGCGCUGCGCCGCCGCCUACUGCUCCGUGCCGUGCUGCAGGGCCCACAAGGAGCGAUGCGCGCCGGAGCGGGAGCCGGAGCGGGAGCGGCCGGCGGGCGGCCAGGCCGGGCAGGCGGCAGACAGUCCCUGGUCGGUGGAGGACAUCCUGACGGAGGGUGACGAGCAGGACCGCGUCCCGCUGCAGAAACUCAAGCUUUUAGGGGAAUCAAGAGAACUGAGAGGCUUGCUUCUGAAUCCACAUCUCAGGCAGCUACUGCUGACAGUCGAUCAAGCAGAAGAUAAAAGCUCCCUCAUGAAAAAGUACAUGCAGGAGCCGUUAUUUGUUGAAUUUGCAGACUGCUGUUUGAGAAUCAUUGAACCUCCGGAGAAGGAGAACAUUCUUCCUGAGUGAGCUACUUUGGGAACAUUUUUCUUUUCUUGGGACUUUUUCUGUCUGCCAGGAGAGAUUCAACAGCACCCUGCGCUACUGUGGGGCACCAUUCUGUGGGUUUCCUCAAGGUUUGGUCAUACUUUGCUCGUGGAUGUCAGUGCUGCUCUAAUUUUCAAUUUAGAGUUGUUAAGCAAUGACAUAGUUGUGUUGGAAUGAUUUCUAGAUGCUAGGAAUUAAACUUCAUGUUCUGUGGA
This is a messenger RNA of Phalacrocorax carbo (great cormorant), 763 nucleotides long. The record is from RefSeq and is a predicted model, not a curated record. Lineage: Eukaryota; Metazoa; Chordata; Aves; Suliformes; Phalacrocoracidae.